Suillus plorans is the source of this 1074-nucleotide messenger RNA. RefSeq lists its product as uncharacterized. The record is from RefSeq and is a predicted model, not a curated record. The transcript has 4 exons. The coding region runs from base 1 to 1074 and encodes 357 amino acids. Lineage: Eukaryota; Fungi; Basidiomycota; Agaricomycetes; Boletales; Suillaceae.
AUGUCAGUUCCCCCUCCCCCUGGUCUCAACUAUCUUGCGGCAAUCCAACCUGCACUGAUAGACAUCAUGAUUGGGCAUACGUUUACGGUCAUACUCGUACCCCUCCUCAUUGCAAUGUUCUACUUUUCGAACGAGCAUUCACGGAGACAGCCCAUAUUUAUUCUUAACAUUUUGAAUGUGUGCCUGGCAUUCUCUGUCGGCAUAAUGGGGGACAGUAGAGCUGUUAAUACUAUGUUAUCACCGACACAUCCAUACCCUGUUUCCUAUGACAUAAUCAUGGGCUUCCUUGGGGCGGUCCAAAGUAUCCUUGUUGAUACCAUCCUACUCUUUCGCAUCUGUUCCGUUUAUCCGCCAAGAUACCUCACAUGGCAACGCUUUGUGACGUUGGUUUCACUGCCCGUCCUACUCAAAGUUGCCCGUGUUAUCAAUCUAUCUCUUUUUAUAGCAGCUCUAACAAGAGCGGCUAAAGGACCCAAUGCAGAAGCAACUUUGGCAGCCCUUUGGGUAGCAGCUCCGUAUCUCAAGAUCGAGUGGUUCGCGCAGCUAGUGGAUAAUAUAUAUGCAUCUUCUGUAUUCCUCUGGACACUUUGGUCAAAGCGGAAAAAUAACGAUGGUUCCACCACGGGCAAUACCAAGUUUUCAUUUAGAAUGAGACUUAGGACGCUAUUUUGGAUCGCGCUUUCAAACUUCGUCAUUCCGGCACUCUUUUCGGUUGCCCAGAUCAUUGUCAUUUACUGCGAAGUUAGCCCAGUGGUCAUCAAUCAAAUAAUCCUGGCAAACACAUCAAUUGCAGUUAUCGGUGUCGUGUUCGCAACAGUCUGGGCGGGCACAGUUAACAGACAGAUCGUUCGAUCGGAUGCCAAACCAGCUGCGGAUGUCGAAAAAUCUCGCAUGAAAGAAAGCGUGAUGCAUUUUGCCACUCGGGGUACCAUUGUGACCCACGACGAAUUACAUACAAUCUAUCAACUUCCGGCAAUAUCUGGUCGUGAAGAUUCAACUGAUGAUGAAUUCGGAAAAUUUGACUUGGAGAGAUACGGUUUGCCUAAAUCUCCUCUAGCUUUGGGUCUUCACUAA